Messenger RNA from Ilyonectria robusta, 1337 nucleotides. Its product is annotated as phosphoglycerate mutase family protein. Gene Ontology annotation, cellular component: cytoplasm. NCBI's taxonomy places the organism in Eukaryota, Fungi, Ascomycota, Sordariomycetes, Hypocreales, Nectriaceae. Gene Ontology annotation, molecular function: phosphatase activity. The transcript is spliced from 2 exons. The coding region runs from base 350 to 1012 and encodes 220 amino acids. The record is from RefSeq and is a predicted model, not a curated record.
UUUUUUAAAUUACCGGCGUGACUCACUUUCCGGCGCUAAUGAGAAUUGACGUCUUGCCAAAGGUACCAGGUAUGCAAAAGAAGAAUACAUCGGACUCGCACAGUCCGGAAUGGGUGCGAGUCUGACACGACCGAGCCUGAAGCUCAGACGACAUGUCAUGAAGUGGGGGGAACAGAAUUGCGUGAUCGUCAAAGCCGAUUGCGCGCUAGAAUCCCUCGCCACAUUAUAUAAAGCGGAUACUAUAGCUUGGACAACGCAGUAUCCAUGUUCCAGAGGCUCGAACAAUAAACCUUGAGGAACUUGAAAGAACAGAUAGGGCCAUUUGUCGCAAGCGUCGAAUCACAGGGCGAUGGUGUCGACAAUCUACCUCAUCCGCCAUGCCGAGUCUGUUCACAACGUCUCCAAGGACUUCUCUCACCGCGACCCACCCCUUACCGAGCUCGGGAUAGCCCAGGCAUCCGCACUCGGCAAAUCGUUCCCUGGUCUAGCUUCUGUUGCCAUAGUUCUGACUUCACCUCUCACUCGUACACUGGAGACCACGCUCGCGGCUUUUAGCCAUAUUCUCGACAAACAAUCCGUCGGGGACGGUGGCAUCGAUGCUGGAGCUCGCCUCGUUCUGGAUCCCGACCUGCAGGAGCGGAGCGACUUGCCGUGCGACACCGGCUCUGACCGCGCCACGCUGGAAGAAAAAAUUCCAAACUUGGAUUUUGGUGUUCUUCAAGGCAAAUGGUACACAAAGGACGGAGCACAUGCCGCCGAUGAUGCGGCAGUCAAGGCCCGGGCCAAAGCGGUGAGGGAGAGAUUGCGCGAUCUUGUUGAGAAAUCGGAGCAGGAUGGGAGAGCCGCUGAAGGGAAGGGAGACGUGGUUGUGGUUACCCAUGGAGUGUUCAUGAAGUUCCUGGCAGAGGAUGAGACGAUUGACUUGCCAAAAGCGGGUUGGAAAGCCUACACGGUAGGGAAGCAGGAGGGUGGCGAGGUUACCCUCCUUCCUGUGGAGCAAGUCGAGAGUUGAUGAGAAGGUGAUGAUGGAUAUGAUAUGCGGGGGUAUGCGCCAACACGUUGGUUUUAUGUAGCAGUCGUGGCGGUUAGGCCACAAAUGUGAUUUAGGUGCGACUUAUUUUAUGCUUCAGAAAGGAGAUUGCUUGACUUGUUAUCGAGCAAGGGGGCCAUUCCUUGCCCGAAACUGGUGCUUUACGAUGCGUACCGACGCGCUGUAGCUGUUUCAUGGCUUUACAUCAUCAAUCAAAUUGCUAAGCUCGGCACGCUUCCUACACCCCGUUGAGGCCCCUAACUCGCCAAAGGGCCUUUGCUAACGUUUGUCGAGAAGAUCAAGGCGA